AUGCAGUGCUCCGGCAAGCGGAUAUGGUGGUCAAAGUGUGCACUGUUCAUGUGUUGUGCUGCAAAAACAGGAGAUACCCCAUCCCCGCCCGCAAACCGCUUCCUCCUCCUGCAUACCACCCGCCGCCACCGCCGCCACCGCCGCCUCGAGGCCGUCCGCAAGGGCAACGCCGCCGUCGGCGUCCGCGGCACCGACACCGUCGUCCUCGGCGUCGAGAAGAAGUCCACCCCCAAGCUCCAGGACUCCAGGUCCGUGCGGAAGAUCGCGAGCCUGGACACGCACGUCGCGCUGGCGUGCGUGGGGCUCAAGGCGGACACGCGGGUGCUCAUCAACCGCGCGCGCGUCGAGUGCCAGAGCCACCGCUUCACCGUCGAGGACCCCAUCACCGUCGAGUACAUCACCCGCUACAUCGUCGGCCUGCAGCAGAAGUACACCCAGAGCGGAGGAGUCCGCCCGUUCGGCCUCUCCACACUCAUCGUCGGCUUCGAUCCGUACACGGACAAGCCCGCUCUGUACCAGACUGACCCCUCCGGCACCUUCUCCGCCUGGAAGGCCAACGCCACGCGGAGGAACUCCAACUCCACGAGGGAGUUCCUGGAGAAGAACUACAAGGACACCUCCGGCAAGGAGACCAUCAAGCUCACCAUCCGAGCCCUUCUAGAGGUAACGUUCCUCCUGUUAUCCGUGUUGUUUGAUGCGAUUUAAUGGCGAGUAAUAUGCACACACCUGGUCCGCCUGAGGCCCCCGGCCUCCUAUGAUGGGUUCUACCACACCACAAAAUAUGUUACAACCAAUGCCCAUGCAGUGGCCACCAGGUCCGCCACAACAGCCUCCUCAGUUCAUGCAACCAGCGCCACAACAGUAUCGGCCUGUUGGUCAGGCCAUGCCAGGAGUUAACAUGGGCAUGCCAGGGCAGAUGCAACAUUUUCAGCAACCUAGGCCACAUAUGCCUCAUUCUGGUCAUGUUCCGCCUGCAUCACGAGUUGUUCCUAUGCCAUACCAGGCAGUUAGACCUAUGUCAUCAGCUCCUAUACAGCCACAGCAGCAAGCUGUAUUCCCGGGUGGACAUAUGCCCACCAUGGGCAACCCUAUGCCGCCUCCUUCUUAUACCUAUCAACCAACAACGAUUCCUCCUGGAGCUCAACCCUGGGGUACAGUCCCAGGUCAGGGCGCUCCUCUUGUGUCACCAAUGGUGCAGCCUGGGCAUCAGUCUCUCUCAGCUUCAGUGCCCCCAGUGAGCUCAACUGAACCUAGCUCUGCAGAUUGGCAAGAACACAGUUCAGGGGAUGGAUGGAUAAGCUUUAAAUGCACGCCCGCCAAAAGAUGAGUUAGGUUUUUGUCUACCCCCAAUGCCUCCAAAGCUCGGGCUAUGCUACUGAAUGGCGCAGUUAGGAAGGGGGAGCGCCUGGUUCCUGCUGGAACAUUGGAUCUUUUUAUGAGAUGCACAUUUCCCGUGCCUAAUGCACGUGUCAAGGCUACAGUAAGGUUUGAAGCAGCCUACCCAAUAAUAAAGGAGUUGGCUCUUGUUGGUACUCUUGGCUCUAAAGCUGUGAAGCAAGCAUCACAACAGCUUCUGCCUUUGGCUGUGAAGGCAAUGCAAGAAAAUAAUGCAGAGCUCGCCAAGGAGGCCACUGAUGUGUUCAUCUGGUGCCUGACUCAGAGUCCAGACUCCUACAAGCAGUGGAGAAUAUCAAAGCUAGUGUUGCUGUCCCGAGGAAAAUCACUGCUGACUGGAAGACGCUCUCACCCAAGCUGAACUCUGAAGCUCUUAAGGCAACCCUGAAGAGCCUAAAAGCUAAGGUUGUCAUGGGCUCCACAUGCGUCCUAUUAUUGGCCCUUGAUGCGGCGCCUCGGCCUCUCAUAGAGGACCAGAAGCUUGCGGUAGCAGGAGCAAAAGCAUCUCCGAGCCCUUCGGCCCUUCCUGACGAGCUGCACCUCAUAGUUCACCACUGGAAUCCAUGCUUUGUUUUUGUCGCUCUCAGGUUUGCGUAUCAUGCCAAAUUGUCUCUGGCCUGCUUGCUCGUUGUUUGUUGUCUCAUUUGUCUCUCGCCAUGGAAGAAAUAUAAGAGUGUUUAUAUAGUGCCCUAUUCUAGCAUUAUUGAUGAAUUGUAUUCGGAGACUAAUAUGAUGAAUUGUAUUAGGAGACUAAUAUGAUGAAUUGUAUUCGGAGACUAAUCUUCUAUUGUAUUCGAUAAAUCUGCUGUUUAUAUGCUGUACUCUUUAUAUUCUAUGCAGUAAUAUGUUUUGUAA
Hordeum vulgare subsp. vulgare (domesticated barley) is the source of this 2250-nucleotide messenger RNA. RefSeq names its product proteasome subunit alpha type-7-A-like. NCBI's taxonomy places the organism in Eukaryota, Viridiplantae, Streptophyta, Magnoliopsida, Poales, Poaceae. The transcript is spliced from 13 exons. Bases 1 to 705 code for a protein of 234 amino acids. The record is from RefSeq and is a predicted model, not a curated record. Gene Ontology annotation, cellular component: proteasome core complex, alpha-subunit complex; proteasome core complex; nucleus.